Messenger RNA from Radiomyces spectabilis, 1213 nucleotides. RefSeq lists its product as uncharacterized. The transcript has 2 exons. The coding region runs from base 317 to 955 and encodes 212 amino acids. The record is from RefSeq and is a predicted model, not a curated record. Lineage: Eukaryota; Fungi; Mucoromycota; Mucoromycetes; Mucorales; Radiomycetaceae.
UUUGGCAAAGAAGAAGACAGAGAUAGCCCAACCAAACAUGUGCCAAGGGGUGUAUGGGAGCUGGCGGAUAAAGUUGGCAUUGACAAUGGAAGCGUACGCGAAUACGGUACAACAAGCAAUUCUGUUAAAGCGACGAUUAGCCAGUGCGAAGCCUGGAAAGCGUAUGCUCUUGAGCAUUUUGACUUGGUCGCGGCCGCAACAGAUCUGAGAUUGCUUCAGAAAACCACGAAAGAAAACGAAUCGCAACUCCGUACUUGCUCAAUGAAACUGCAGAAAUUUUUUCGAUCGGUCUUGCAACCGAAAUGGUUGACCAUUCAUGGAAACGCUCGAUAAAACUGCUAUAUUAUUAACCGACGAUAUUGGCGAGCUCAAUGCCAUUGUUAGGGGAACAAUGCUUCGUUAUGUCUCAUCGACAACGACCACAGGUUAUCCGUUGGCAUCACUUAUCCCAGCCGCAGCAAUCCGUGACAGCAGAUUUUUGAACCACGAAAACUGCUUACCAGUCGAUCCUCCACAAGAAUUUGAGGAUGACAACGAAGAUUACACAAGGAUUUUUAGUCAAGAACACAUUCAAUAUAUCCAUCAACAGUACCUGGGAAGCUCCCGAACCUCAUCGGCAGAAAAGCAUCCGGUGUGGAAGAAACUGCAUGUGGAUGGCUUCAGCGACGACCCCAAGAUGCCUAGAAGUCUAUCCCAAACGACCGGCGCGGUACAGGUCUUUGCAAGAAAUACCAUGAAGAUGUGGAGCGGAGCUAUUGUGAAUAAAGCAGCUGAAUAUGUCGUACGAAUCCUCUUGCGUUUGAUCCUUGCUCCGACGAGAGAAGCUGUCCAUCAAAGCAUGAUCAAGAAAAUGUCAGAAAAAAAGGAGCAAGCAACCGAUCAUGCGUUAAGAGACAAUCGCAAUGUGCAACGAAAUCUUCUUUAUUUUGAAAAAAAAAUACUAUCAUCAAUGUGAAAAUCAUUUGACACGUUGCCGGGACGAAGAAGAGUAUCAAAGGUGGCAGACCCGUCUGUACCAGUCACAAGUACGCUUGGCUCGGAUUGACGUACAAUGCAAGCCACUGACGCAAAAGGGUAACCGAAAGCAGCGUAAACAAAAUUCUUAAAUCUAGUUCGUUUGAUACACUUAUGUAACUCAAAUUAACCGGUAAAUGGAUGUAACGUAUCAGAUCAAUCGUUGGUUGAAAAUUGGGUGGACCCAAAUUAGGCAGUA